Molecule: messenger RNA, 6782 nt
Organism: Girardinichthys multiradiatus
Lineage: Eukaryota; Metazoa; Chordata; Actinopteri; Cyprinodontiformes; Goodeidae
Product: protein TANC1-like
Exons: 29
Coding region: 323-5968 (1881 amino acids)
Molecular function (GO): protein binding
Source: RefSeq, a predicted model, not a curated record
CAAAUUGUAAAAUUUGCAGAUUAAUAUAAUAUUAGUACUCAAUAGUAGUAACACAAAUAGCCUGAUCGAAAAACAUAAAGGUCUGUUAAAUUUAAAAAAUAAACGCUAAAGCCAAAUUUAGAUCACAAGGCACGCAUGCAUGCGCAGGAGAAGCCUCCCGCCUCCCUUGAUCACUUUGAGAGAGCGCAUCACGCUCCUUAAUUGGACUCCGCCAGCCAGCGAAAGUGGUCUCUCUGCAUCUUCCCGUGGAUUUAUGUGAAGGCAUGCUGGCAUCCAAGAAGACUUAAAUAAAGGCGAUAUAGACCAGAGAAAGAGUCCAGCUAUGUUCAGAGCAGUGUUUGGAAACAAGAAGGAAGGAGGAGGGAAAAAGAGCCAGAAAAAUGCAGGUGUUGAGGUACACAUGCCCAGCAUCCAGCAUCGAGGCAGCAACCAGCGUGCAACUCACCACCAUGGUCAUAAUGGCAGCCAACUAAAUCGGAAGAGACUGACUAAGGGCGUGUCCAUUUCUUUACCGUCCUCCCCCCUUCUCCCUCGCCAGGGCGACAUGGCUUCCUCCCAAUUGUGCGUCAAGUUCCCAGAACGAGCAAGGAAGCCGGAGUAUGUGGAUGGCUCUUCCAGCGUGAGAGAACCUCUUGUCUUUGCUUCCUGCCUUGGCAAGAAAGGCCACAGAGACCUCCACGUGGAGCCCCACCUCGGCUCCUCCCUUUCUACCCAGGAACUGAUGACCAGACUAUGCUUCUUAUUGGGCGAAGCAACGGGCAGCACUGCUAGCUCUCCUAUGGAGGACAGGAGGGAAAAGAAGUGUGACACCUCUGUCCAAGGGGGGAGUCCCAGCUCCACUCUUACCUGCAGUACCACCUCCCCUUGUACGGAGAGCCCCACAUCCACCCUGAGUAUCAGUGCUGGAGGCCAGUCCCUAACCCAGUCUUUACCCUUAACCUCCCCUCAUUGUGGCUCUAGCACCAGCCCCUGUGGGACCCUCUCUAGCCCUGCACACAGCCCUGCCCCCUGUCCUACUUCUGGACUCAUCUCUGUGAGCAGUCCUGGGCUUCCAUCUCAGAGCCCCACCUCAACCUUGGAGAGCAAGGAUAGUGGUAUUAUAGCAACCAUCACAAGUUCCUCUGAGAAUGAGGAGCGCAGCACUUCCAGCGAUGUUCUGACAAAGGAGGAGUGCCCAGGGGGCAGUGCUGGUGUCAUGGGCCACGCCAGCGACGACCGCCAUCCUGGGCAAACCAGGGACAAUCUGAUGGCCUCACAACCAGAGGCCUUACCCAGAACCGAGAUCAUGGAGCUAAGGACACCACCGGCACCAAAAAGACCCCUCCCACAGCACCACAUUCAGGGCUCCUCUUCACUCGUGAUGCCCCGUCCAAAUUCAGUGGCAGCAACAAGCUCCACUCGGCUGGAGGAUUUGAGUUAUCUGGACAACCAAAGGGCUGCGGGGCACCGGGGCUCCGUCCGAAAGCACGACACAGCUGGACGCACAAGUGAUGAAUCCAAAGGGAGACUGGUGCCAUUCAAACAAACAGACAUACUGCUAAAACCGUUGCUGUUCGAAGUCCCUGGGGUCUCUGCGGAAACACCUUUUGUCGGCCGGGACUGGCUGUUCGCACGGCUGGAGGAGGUCUUGAGGAAAACAAGCACUUGUGAGGGCCGCGGCGCUGUCAUAGUGGGUAACGCCGGAUCUGGCAAGACUGCCAUCAUCUGGCGGCUUGUGUCGCUCAGCUGCCAUGGGAUGCGAACACUAAAGGGAGGUCCCUGCGACUCCCACAGCCCCAAAUCCUCCCCUAAAUCUGGAGACAAGCAGGGAAAAGCAGCCUCCAACCAAAGCUCUGCUGCAGGAACAGCUGACAAUGCAGGGCAGAGGAAGGAGGCUGUGAGAUGCCUAGCUGCCAAGGUAGUAGCCUACCACUUAUGCCAGGCAGACAACACAUACACCUGCCUGGUUCCGGAGUUUGUCCACAGUGUCGCCGCCCUGCUGGCCAGAGCGCCUCAGCUUGCCCCGUACAAGGAACUGCUGGCACAGGAACCCCAUCUACAAAAUCAGCUUAGCCUGCGUUCCUGCGUUCAAGAUCCCAUCGCUGCCUUCAGGAAGGGUGUCCUCGAGCCUCUAGCCAGCUUACGCAAAGAACGAAGGCUACCUGAGGAAGACUACAUCAUAUUGGUCGACAGUCUUAAUGAAGCAGAGUUUCACAAGCCGGACUACGGGGACACAGUUGCUACCUUCAUCACCAAAAUAAUUUCCAAGUUUCCUCACUGGCUGAAGCUGGUGGUCACAGUCAGGACGGGGCUGGUGGAAAUCACCACGCUCCUUCCUUUCUCUGGCAUUUCAUUGGACAUCCUGCCAGACAGCAGUGAUCUGGGCGCCGACCUGAGCGACUACAUCCAUCACCGGGUCAGCGGUAGCAGCCAGAUUGCUGCUAAUGUUACCACGCCAACAGGUUCCGCUCCUGAUCCUCUGCUCCUCAGCAAGUUCAGCAGCAACCUCUCUACCCGGAGCCAUGGCUCCAUCCUCUAUCUUCAGCUGACUCUGGAUCUGUUCCACAAAGGCCACCUGACUCUGAAAGGAGGAAACUACCUGGUUGUGCCCGUCUCCCUGUCAGAGGUGUACCUGCUGAUGUGCCGUGUGAGCUUUCCGGAUAAAGACGUCUUUGAGCAGGUCCUUCCGGUGCUAAAUGUGGCACUGGCGUCUCUGCACCCACUGACUGAUGAACAAAUGUUCAGGGCACUGAACGCAGGCAGUGUUAAGGGGGAGCUGGAGUGGAACGACUUCCAGCAGAGAUUAGACAGUCUGGCUGGAUUCAUGGUCAGGCGUAGGGAUGGCACUCGGAUGCUGUGCCAUCCCUCCUUCAGAGAGUGGUUGGUUUGGAGAGCUGAUGGAGAAAGCACAGAUUUUCUUUGUGAUCCGAGGAGUGGCCAUGCUCUCCUGGCCUUCAUGUUCUCCAGACAGGAGGGAAAGCUAAACCGCCAGCAGACUAUGGAACUGGGACACCACAUCCUCAAAGCCCACAUAUUCAAAGGUCUGAGUAAGAAGACUGGCGUGUCCUCCAGCGUUCUUCAGGCCAUGUGGGUAAACUGCAGCACAGAUAGUCUGUCAGCUGCACUGGGCUCCCUGAGGAACCUGUAUACUCCUAACAUCAAGGUAAGCCGUUUGCUGAUGCUCGGUGGUGCAUGUGUGACCUGGUGUACGGAGGUGAUAGGACAUGCUCCCAUCCUGGCUGUCCACACCCACCUGGGGCACGUGGAGAUGGUAGCUUUGCUGCUUGAAAUGGGUGCUCCUAUAGAUGGGACCACUGGCAGCGGCAUGACGCCCCUUUGUCUGGCGGCUGCAGCAGGACACGCCGACAUCGUCAGCCUGCUGUGCAAGAAAGGAGCGAAGGUGGGGCAUGCUGAUAAGAGUGGCCAGUGUGCGCUGGUCCAUUCUGGGCUGAAAGGCCAUGCAGAAAUCAUCAUCAACUUGCUGGGCCAGGAUUGGGGAGCGGAUAUCCCCGCCGAUCCACAGCAGCAACACGGGAAUGAAACCACAACCGGGAAAACACAGGCAGCCCAGCAAGCAGUCACGGCUGCAGCCAGUGUGGGACACAUGCAGGUGGUGAAAAGCUUUCUGGACUUGAAAGAUGAACAGCUGGCAGUGCAGAUGGAUGCUCACGACUCACUCUGGGGAGAAACGGUACUGAGUGCGGCAGCGGGGAGAGGGCGACUGGAGAUAUGUGUGUUCCUCCUGGAUCACGGAGCAGAGCUGGAGGUGCCAAACCGCAGAGGAAUGGUCCCACUGCUUAGUGCUGUCAAACAUGGCCACACACAGGUCGCUGAGCUGCUUUUAAAGAAAGGUGCAGAUAUUAAUAUCAGCGACAAACAAGGUCGCACCGCGCUGAUGUUGUCCGCCUCUGAGGGACACAGUGCCACUGUUGAGCUCCUGCUGUCGAAGGGUGCCUCUCUGUCUUCUUCAGAUCAGGAGGGGCUGACGGCACUUAGCUGGGCCUGCAUGAAGGGCCAGAAGGGGGUGGUGCAGCUUCUGGUGGAGGCAGGAGCAGAUCUGAACCAAGCAGACAGGCAGGGACGAACUCCGCUUGACCUAGCUGCCCUCAACGGGGAUGCAGAUACAGUGCACAGCCUGGUGGAGCAUGGAGCGGUGCUGGAGAGAUCAGACAACAGCGGUACCAGAGGUUCGGAUCGACCAGCAGGCUGCCAAAAUCCAGCUCUGGUUGCUUCACUGCUAAAGAAGGGAUCCAAAACAAGCUACAAAACCGCACCACAUGAUCGGUCAGGUCACGCUACGUGGGCUAUGGCUUCCUCCAAACCAGACAUCCUCCUCAUCCUGCUGCAGAAGCUGAUGGAGGAAGGGAACAUCCUCUACAAGAAGGGACGUAUGAAGGAAGCAGGCCAGCGCUACCAGUACGCUCUGAGGAAGCUCCCCCGUGAGGGGCAAGGAGACGAGCUGAAGGGACUCAUAGACCUGCGAGUCUCCCUCUAUCUGAACCUUUCACGCUGUCGCAGAAAAACCAACGAUUUUGGCAUCGCAGAGGAGUUUGCAACCAAAGCUCUAGAACUGAAACCCAGGUCUUAUGAGGCUUAUUACGCCAGAGCACGGGCCAAGAGGAGUAGCAGGCAUUUUGCUGCGGCGCUGGCAGAUCUCCACGAAGCAGCACGACUCUGCCCGUCCAACCGGGAGAUUCGCCGCCUGCUGGUGCGAGUAGAGGAAGAAUGCAAACAUCAUCAGAAGAUAGCCGGCAACAACGCGGCGCAGGGUUACAACAGGAACCCUCACGCCCACCACCAUCAACCCACAGAGGAGGAAACAGACGUCUUUUCACUGGGAAGCCUGGAGAGGCAAAUCCCAGCCGAGCAGCUUGAUCCAGAAAGGGAAGAAGAGAGGGAGGAAGGAGACGAGGUGGGUCUUCGCUGUGGGAAAGGUCCAGAAUUUUGGCCUCUGAAUCCAUAUGGUCCUAACAGGGCGCUCCCCGGAGGUGUGGCAUUUGGUUUACCCGAUCAGUCUCCAUGUUUUCCUCCUGAGGAAUAUGUUCAGAACCAGCUGUUUGUGGACAUGUUUGAGCCUGCUCAUCCCAUGAACAGACAGACGCAGAAUCAGGGCAGCAGGACUCAUCACAACUGCCACUCUCUCCAGUCAGGGAGCAGAGGCGGGGUCAGGCCUAUGUCUCUGUGUGGUCCAUCUAGCCCUCUACCAGGCAGGCACAUCUCCACCUCCCUGAGGCCAGCACCUCCUGGGGGAAUUGACAUUGGCCCUGGAUUAGCCAAUGAACUCUCUCGACACAGUCCUACUGAGCAUUAUCAUCCUCUGUCCCCCAACAGCUCAUCCCCACCUGGACCUCUCCAAAUGUUCCAGCCUCGCUCCUCCAGCUUCUCCAGAGGCUCUGACAGACUGUCCACCCACUCCGGGCCUCUGGAUAGCCUUGCUCUUGCUUUGGGAUCCGGGCUGGAUGGAAGGAGGGACGGUGGUGGAGGAGGAACAGCAGGCUCGAGGGGCUCCAGCUCCAGUCAGGCCUCCAGCGGGAACCUGUCAGACGGAGGAAGGCAGCAGGGGCCAGAUGCCCCGUGUUCCAUCAAGAGCAGCGGCAGCUUCAAGGCCAAACCUGAGCUGAAGCCACGGCCCUUCAUGGGGGUCAUAGACAAGUCAGUGCGGGUCCAGAGCCAGCAGAGCUCCAGCAUGAGCCGACAAGGUCAGGGAGGAGGAGGCGGCGCAGAGAGUUUCAGUAUGUCAGUCAUGGAGUUCCAAGGGCUGAACAAUGAGUUCAAACGCGCCUCAUUCCAGGAGCAGCUCUCUGGGAGCCAGCUGCAGGCCAGGGAAUUUGGAGAUCGUUCCCAUCAGCGAGAGAGCAGAGGAGCUGCGUCCUCCCAGCUACUCUUUCCCGAGGGCAGGCACAGACAGGCGAGCCUUACGAGAGACAACCCAGCUCUGCACAUGGCUCCCAUCAAACCUAAACGCUCAUUUAUAGAGUCCAACGUCUGAACAGUUUGUCAUAGCACAGAUAGGGUUAUGUCCCACGUAAGGUAGCAAGGAGACUGAUCUGAGAGCAGCUCUCUUCCUUGAGCCUGUUUUGUAGAUUUCUGCUGCUGCACUGCAUAUACAAUCUAGAACCAGAACCGGAACUCAGGCUACUACGCUUUUGCUUACAUGUAUACAACCACACUAGUGUAUUCAUGGAAACCAGACAUACCUUAAGUAGAGAUUUUAAAAAAAACAUGAAUACAUGAGACAUUAUCUCAACUUUAGCAAAUUAUAUAAAAUAAAUAAGCCAGAGAAAGCUUUGUGCACGAGUAUACAAAACCUCCCGCUAUUAGCUGCAGGUUCUAACCAUUUCUAUUGUCCAGUGUCUUUUAAAAAGCAUCUAUAUUUGUACGGUGUACACGAUCUUUGCAGAUAAUAUAUUUCCUCGUAGGUGAUUUAUCUGUCAGCAUUAGAGGCUUCAACAGAGAUUACUUUGUGGACUCAAGAUUCUCUUUGUUGGUACAUUUGAUAAGAAAUGUCUUUGUACAUUUCAUUGUUGGAAACCUCCUCAUGACUGGACAUUACUGCAUCAACAUUUACAGUAUAUAGUAUGUUAUUUAUUUUUGCAUAGCAGAGACCAUGUUUAGACAAAGUGUUUAUGAGCUUGAAGACAGAAAGAGAGAAAUUACAGAAUGUAGGACAGAUAAAUCUUAUGAGACUUAUUACAUUGCAUUAUGUCCAUAGUUGUCAUAUACCCUUUGCAGAGUUAUACUAUGAUAUACACAAUGUUGCCACAUUAUAAUUGUGGUAUAUUAAAAAAUAUUGAUGGACUGUA